UUCCAGGAUCAGUUCAGUUGCGUCUCAGUGGGUUUUGUUCAGACUGCAGAAUCUUCAUCUUCAACUCUUUGGACAGUUUGAAGAAAUUAUGAAGAUGUGUGUUUGAGCUGAUGUGGAUGUGAAUUCAGCAAAAUGGAUCAGUGUGAGGACAGAGAGGAGGGAGUCCCUCCCUCUAAAACCUCUCUGUGUGGGGAACAUGAGAGUCGGGGCAAAGCUAAGAGGAAUCGACCUGGACCUGGACCUGGACCUGGACCUGGACCUGGACCUGGACCUGGACCUGGACCUGGACCUGAACCUGGACCUGGACCCGGACCAGAACCUGGACCCAGCUGUGUGUCCUUGAAGAGCGACAGGUCAAAAGGGCUGCCAAUUGAAUUUAAAGGAGACCAACGUUCUGCUGUAAAGAGGAAAAGAGACUCUCUUGAACAUGAACCCAGCUGUUUGUCCUUGAGCAGCGACAGGUCAAAUGAUACAUUUAUUAACUUUAAAGGAGACCAACAGUGUUCUGCAGAGAGAGUGGACCAGCAGAGGUCAGAGCCUCCCAGCCGUCCGUCUGUCCAGCAGCAUCAGACACAGAUGGACUCCAUAUUUCUGCUGCUGGAGGAAAACAUUGUCAUUUUUGUGAAGAACGAGCUGAAGAAGAUCCAGAGGGGUCUGAGUCCAGAUUACCCAGAAUCCCUAGAGCAUUUGUUGGAGGGUGAGGAUGAAGAGCAGAGGAGGAGCAACAGAGAGACGUUUGUGAAGAUCACAGUGAACUUCCUGAGGAGAAUGAAGCAGGAGAAGCUGGCUGAGCGUCUGCAGAGCAGUACUUUUGCUCCACUUUGUAAAAAGCGGUUGAAGUCUAAGCUGAAGAAGAAGUACCGGUGUGUGUUUGAGGGGAUUGUUAAAGCAGGAAACCCAACCUUUCUGAAGCAGAUCUACACAGAGCUCUACAUCACAGAGGGAGGGACUGGAGACGUCAACGAUGAACAUGAAGUCAGACAGAUUGAAGCAGCAUCCAGGAAACCACACAGAGCAGAAACAACCAUCAGACAGGAAGACUUCUUUAAACUCCCACCUGGAAGAGAUGAACCAAUCAGAACAGUGAUGACGAAGGGAGUGGCCGGCAUCGGGAAAACAGUCCUAACACAGAAGUUCACUCUGGACUGGGCUGAAGGCAGAACCAACCAGGACAUCCAGUUACUGCUUCCAUUCACCUUCAGAGAGCUGAAUGUGCUGAAAGAGAAAAAGUUCAGCUUGGUGGAACUUAUUCAUCACUUCUUCACUGAAACCAGAGAAAUCUGCAACUUUGAAGAGUUCCAGGUCGUGUUCAUCUUUGAUGGUCUGGAUGAGAGUCGACUUCCUCUGGACUUCCACAACAAUGAGGUCCUGACUGAUGUUACAGAGUCCACCUCAGUGGAUGUCCUGCUUACAAACCUCAUCAGGGGGAACCUGCUUCCUUCUGCUCGUCUCUGGAUCACCACACGACCCGCAGCAGCCAAUCAGAUCCCUCCUGAGUGUGUCUCCAUGGUGACAGAGGUCAGAGGGUUCACUAACCCACAGAAGGAGGAAUACUUCAAGAAGAGGUUCAGAGAUGAAGAGCAGACCAGCAGGAUCAUCUCCCACAUCAAGACAUCACGAAGCCUCCACAUCAUGUGCCACAUCCCAGUCUUCUGCUGGAUCACUGCUACGGUCCUGGAGAAAGUCCUGGAAACCAGAGAGGGAAGGGAGCUGCCCAAGACCCUGACUGAGAUGUACAUCCACUACCUGGUGGUCCAGGCCAAAGUGAAGAGGGUCAAGUAUGAUGGAGGAGCUGAGACGGAUCCACACUGGAGUCCAGAGAGCAGGAAGAUGGUGGAGUCUCUGGGAAAACUGGCUUUUGAGCAGCUGCAGAAAGGAAACCUGAUCUUCUAUAAACAAGACCUGAGAGAGUGUGGCACUGAUGUCAGAGAGGCUUCAAUGUAUUCAGGAGUGUUCACACAGAUCUUUAGAGAGGAGAGCAGUCUGUACCAGGACCAGGUCUUUUGCUUCAUCCAUCUGAGUGUUCAGGAGUUUCUGGCUGCUCUUCAUGUCCAUUGGACCUUCAUCAGGUCUGGAGUCAACCUGCUGGAGGAACAAAGAAACACAGAGACUGACCUCUAUCAGAGUGCUGUGGACAAGGCCUUACAGAGUCCAAACGGACACCUGGACUUGUUCCUCCGCUUCCUCCUGGGUCUUUCACUGAAGACCAAUCAGACUCUCAUACGAGGUCUGUUGGAACCAAAACAAAGAAGAUCACAGAACAAUCAGGAAACAGUUGAAUACAUCAAGAAGAAGAUCAGUGAGGAUCUGUCUGCAGAGAGAAGCAUCAACCUAUUCCACUGUCUGAAUGAACUGAACGAUGGUUCUCUGGUGGAGGAGGUCCAACGGUCCCUGAGGUCUGGACGUUUCUUUACAGGUAAACUGUCUCCUGCUCAGUGGUCAGCUCUGGGCUUCAUCUUACUGUCAUCAGAAGAAGAUUUGGAGGUGUUUGACCUGAAGAAAUACUCAGCAUCAGAGGAGGUUCUACGGAGGCUGCUGCCGGUGGUCAAAGCUUCCAAGAAAGUUGUGUUGAGUGGUUGUAAUCUCUCAGAGGACAUCUGUGCAGAUCUGUCCUCAGUUCUCAGCUCUCAGUCCUCCAGUCUGACAGAACUCGACCUGAGUAACAACCACCUGCAGGAUUCAGGACUGAAGAAGCUGUGUCCUGGACUGGAGAGUCCAUGCUGUCACCUGGAGUCUCUCAGGCUGUCAGGCUGUCUGAUCUCAGAGGAAGGCUGUGCUUCUCUGGUCUCAGCUCUGAGCUCCAACCCCUCCCAUCUGAGAGAGCUGGACCUGAGCUACAACCAUCCAGGAGAGUCAGCAGGGAAGCCUCUGUCUGCUGGACUGGAGGAUCCCCGCUGGAGGCUGGACACUCUCAGGGUGAAGCCUGCUGGACAACGAUGGUUGACACCAGGUCUGAGGAAGUAUUCAUGUCAGCUCACUAUCGACACAAACACAGUCCACAAACGCAUCAAACUGUCUGACAACAACAGGAAGAUUACACGUGUGAAGGAGGAUCAGUCAUAUCCUGAUCAUCCAGACAGGUUUGAUGUCUGGGAUCAGCUGCUGACUAGAGAAGUUCUGACGGGUCGCUGUUACUGGGAGGUCGAGAGGAGAGGAAGAGUUGAGAUAUCAGUGAGUUACAGAAGAAUCAGCAGGAAAGGAAACUCUGAUGACUGUGUGUUUGGAAGGAACGAUCAUUCCUGGAGUCUGCACUGUUCUGAUGAUGGUCAGUACCAUGUCUGGCACAAUAACAGAGUAACAUCUUCAUCUUCCUCAGUCUCUGACAGAGUAGCAGUGUAUGUGGAUGUUCCUGCUGGAACUCCUUCUACAGCGUCUCCUCUGACAGACUUAUCCACCUCCACACCUUUAACACCACAUUCACUGAACCUCUCUAUCCUGGGUUCAGGUUCUGGUUCAAUCCUGGUUCUUCGGUGUCUCUGUGUUGAGUUCAGUCUCAAGAGUCUUCUGUCAGAUAAACUGUCUCUGUUGGACUGAUAGUUGAGUCUGUACAUGUCUGUCUCUGUUUCCAUCACAACACCUGAAUCACAUGUUGGUGAAACUGUUCUGAAUGAUUCCUUGGAAACUUCUUCCUCUUCCAGUCCUUUAAAGGUGGAAGCUGCUGUCAUUCCAGGAACCACAUGUUGUUCUUCUGUCUGUUUCCAGUCAGAGCUUCCUGUUCCAACCAGGACGUCACUACUGGACGUUCAGGUCUCUGUCAUGGUAAAGUGUUGAUGAAUAAGAUGAUCCAUCAAUCGUCUAGAACUGCUUCUUCAUGUUCAGGGUCCCGGGGGUUAGGCUUGUUGAU
Messenger RNA from Cololabis saira (Pacific saury), 3844 nucleotides. Its product is annotated as NACHT, LRR and PYD domains-containing protein 12-like. Gene Ontology annotation, molecular function: protein binding. The transcript has 11 exons. Lineage: Eukaryota; Metazoa; Chordata; Actinopteri; Beloniformes; Belonidae. The record is from RefSeq and is a predicted model, not a curated record. The coding region runs from base 133 to 3534 and encodes 1133 amino acids.